Molecule: messenger RNA, 907 nt
Organism: Xenopus laevis (African clawed frog)
Lineage: Eukaryota; Metazoa; Chordata; Amphibia; Anura; Pipidae
Product: inducible T-cell costimulator-like
Exons: 1
Coding region: 92-736 (214 amino acids)
Source: RefSeq, a predicted model, not a curated record
GGGCACACAUACACAGGACCAAAUCUUAGAAGGAUUUUUCAAGACAUUUCACAACCCCGUACUAAUCCACUAUACAACCUGACACAAGCUGAUGUUCCAGACCUAUAUUAUGAAUAUAAAUCUACCUCCGUUUCCUCUGUUUAUUUUGCUGGUGCUGCAUGCACAGCUGUCGAAGAGCUACCCAAAAGUAGUUAUUGCAUCUCGAAAUGGUGGACCUUACCUUCUUUGCCAACAUGUACCUCCAGUGGAUUCUAAGUUUAAUCUAACCUUGAUGAAAGGCAAUACGAAACAAGAAGUGUGUAUGGUGUACAGUGAUGGGAAAAGUACUGCCUUUUAUACCUGGAAUGACAACCCUACAUGUAACUGGGCUGCAUCCAAUAAUAGUAUUUCCUUCACUCUCUCCAAUUUUGAUGUCAAGCACACCGAUAAUUACACUUGUGUGAUUUUGAUUUUUUUUUCCCCUCCAGUUCAAAAUUUUAUUAUAAAUGAGACGUAUGUUUACAUCCACGAUUUACAGCAGUGCGCUGUAAUGCAAGUAUUUAAUAUAUGGAUAUUGACUGGUCUUGCUGUAUUUCUAUUUCUGUGCUGCAUUUUAACAUUCUGUUUUUGGAUGCAAAAAAGGCAUCAGAGGAAAACUUUAACUCAAGACAAUAUUCAGAAUAAUGAAUGCAACAGUGAAUAUAUGCCAAUGGCAUCUGUCAAUCCAGCUAAACGCCCAAUUAUUCCAAGACUAUGAGUUGCAUACAAUGACAAACAACGGUAUAUUAUAAUGCUGAAAACCGUAAUAGGUAUAUAGAAACAACCCCUUUCAUUUCACAUCACCUGUUAUUGUUCAGAGUAAAUAUAUGAAAUAUAAAAUGAAUAUGCCCACCCUGUUAUAUGAAAUUCAUGCUGCUGCUAUACACCA